AUGGUGAAGGAGCAGUUUAGAGAGACGGACGUUGCCAAGAAAAUAAGCCACAUUUGCUUCGGCAUGAAAUCCGCUGAUCAAAUGCGUCAGCAAGCCCAUAUUCAGGUGGUCAGUAAGAAUCUGUACAGCCAGGAUACCAAACACUCGCCAUUGUCUUAUGGAGUGUUGGACCACCGUAUGGGGACCAGCGAGAAAGACCGACCGUGUUUAACAUGUGGGAAGAAUCUGGCUGAUUGUUUGGGACACUAUGGUUACCUGGAUCUGGAACUGCCGUGUUUUCAUGUUGGCUACUUUAAAGCUAUAAUUGGAAUUUUACAGAUGAUUUGCAAAACAUGCUCAAGCAUCAUGCUGACCAAAGAAGAAAAGAUGCAGUUCAUGGAGAUGUUGAAACGGCCCAACCUCCCCUACCUCCAGAAACGAGGCCUGAAGAAGAAGAUCUCUGAUAAAUGCCGCAAAAAAACCAUUUGUGUCAAUUGUUCAGCAUUUAACGGAACGGUAAAGAAGUGUGGCCUGUUGAAGAUCAUCCAUGAGAAGUACAAAACUACAAAGAAAGUGAUAGAACCGUUUGUGUCAGAGUUCCUGCAAUCCUUUGACACGGCCCUCGAGCACAACAAACUCAUGGAGCCGCUUCUGCCUCGUGCGCAGGAAAACCUUAACCCUCUGGUGGUGCUCAACAUCUUCAAGCGUAUCUCGCAAGAGGACAUACCGCUGCUGCUGAUGAACCCCGAAGCGGGGAAACCGGCCGACCUCAUCCUCACCCGCCUGCUCGUUCCCCCGCUGUGCAUCCGACCUUCGGUGGUCAGCGACCUCAAGUCGGGCACCAACGAGGACGACCUCACCAUGAAGCUCACUGAGAUCAUCUUUCUCAACGACGUCAUCAAAAAGCAUCGCAUGACUGGUGCCAAGACACAGAUGAUCAUGGAGGACUGGGACUUCCUCCAGCUGCAGUGCGCGCUGUACAUCAACAGCGAGCUUUCUGGCAUCCCGCUCAACAUGGCGCCCAAGAAAUGGACAAGAGGCUUUGUGCAAAGACUCAAGGGAAAGCAAGGUCGAUUCAGAGGAAACCUGUCAGGCAAAAGAGUGGACUUUUCCGGCAGAACUGUCAUCUCUCCUGACCCAAAUCUAAGGAUUGACGAAGUGGCCGUACCUGUGCAUGUUGCCAAAAUCCUGACAUAUCCUGAGAGGGUAAACAAAGCCAACCUGGAGCUUAUGAGAAAACUAGUUCGCAACGGUCCGGACGUUCACCCUGGCGCUAAUUUUAUAGAGAAUCGGAAAAACAAAAUAAAAAGGUUCUUGAAAUACGGCAACCGAGAGAAGUCUGCUCAGGAACUGCGCUUUGGCGACGUGGUGGAGAGACACAUGAUAGAUGGAGACAUCGUCCUUUUCAAUCGACAGCCCUCACUACAUAAGCUCAGCAUCAUGGCUCACAUUGCCAGAGUCAAGCCUCACAGGACUUUCCGUUUCAACGAAUGUGUGUGCACGCCGUACAACGCUGACUUUGACGGCGACGAAAUGAAUCUCCACCUACCUCAGACCGAAGAGGCCAAAGCUGAGGCUCUCAUCCUAAUGGGGACAAAAGCAAAUCUGGUGACACCGAGAAAUGGCGAGCCGCUAAUUGCUGCUAUUCAAGAUUUUCUAACAGCGGGUUACCUCCUGACACUGAAGGACACCUUUUUUGACCGAUCCAAAGCCUGUCAAAUCGUGGCAUCCAUCCUUGUUGGGAAGGACGAAAAGGUCAAAAUUGCACUUCCCCGCCCGUCUAUUAUGAAGCCCAUGGCUUUAUGGACGGGCAAGCAGAUUUUUAGCCUCAUUCUGAAGCCCAGCAAAGAAUGCCCCGUCAAGGCUAACCUGCGGACCAAGGGCAAACAGUACUGCGGUAAAGGCGAAGACUUGUGCUACAAUGACUCAUUCGUGGUAAUCCACAACAGUGAGCUGAUGUGUGGCAGCAUGGACAAAAGCACCUUGGGCUCAGGCUCUAAAAACAACAUCUUCUACAUCCUGCUGAGAGAUUGGGGACAGCUCGAGGCAGCCAACGCCAUGUCCCGCCUCGCACGACUCGCCCCAGUGUAUCUUUCUAACCGAGGCUUUUCAAUUGGUAUUGGGGACGUCACGCCUGGCCAGGGAUUGCUAAAGGCCAAGCAGGACCUGCUAGAUGAAGGCUACCACAAAUGUGACGAAUACAUUGAGGCCCUGCAGACAGGCAAGCUGCAGCAGCAGCCCGGAUGCACAGCUGAGGAGACUCUCGAGGCACUCAUCCUGAGAGAGCUAUCUGUCAUCAGAGACCGGGCGGGCAGCGCCUGUCUCAGGGAGCUGGACAAGAGCAACAGUCCUUUGAUUAUGGCUCUGUGCGGCUCCAAAGGAUCUUUCAUUAAUAUCUCUCAGAUGAUUGCAUGCGUAGGCCAGCAGGCCAUAAGUGGAUCUCGGGUACCUGAUGGCUUUGAAAAUCGUUCCCUGCCUCACUUUGAAAAGCACUCCAAAUUGCCUGCGGCAAAAGGGUUCGUGGCCGACAGCUUCUACUCUGGCCUUACGCCUACAGAGUUCUUUUUCCACACAAUGGCCGGCCGUGAGGGCUUGGUUGACACCGCUGUGAAAACAGCAGAGACUGGUUACAUGCAGCGGCGUUUGGUAAAGUCCCUGGAGGAUCUCUGCUCCCAAUAUGACCUCACUGUGCGAAGCUCCACUGGCGACAUCAUCCAAUUUAUCUAUGGCGGCGACGGUCUGGAUCCCGCUGACAUGGAAGGCAAGGACGAACCGCUGGAGUUCAAGAGGGUCCUAGACAACAUUCGGGCGGUCCAUCAAUGUUCAGAUGAGCCCACGCUCAGCCAGGGCGAGCUGGUUCUGACUUCAGAUGCUAUCAUGAAGAAAGCUGACUUUUUGUGCUGCAGAGACAGCUUCUUGGAGGAAAUUAAAAAAUUCAUCAAGGGCGUAUCUGAGAGGAUCAAGAAGACCAGAGAUAAGUACGGCAUCAACGACAACGGUACCAGCGAGCCCAAAGUCCUUUAUCAGCUGGACCGUAUAACCCCCACGCAGCUAAACAAGUUUUUGGAAACCUGCAGGGACAAAUAUAUGAGAGCGCAAAUGGAACCUGGCUCAGCAGUGGGAGCUCUUUGCGCCCAGAGUAUUGGAGAACCAGGCACUCAGAUGACCUUGAAGACCUUCCACUUUGCCGGUGUGGCAUCCAUGAACAUCACCCUUGGCGUGCCUCGCAUCAAGGAGAUCAUCAAUGCCUCCAAGAACAUCAGUACCCCGAUCAUCACAGCCCAUUUAGACGUCGAGGAUGACUCUGACUUUGCCCGACUGGUAAAGGGGAGAAUCGAGAAAACGCUCCUCGGCGAGAUUUCUGAGUACAUCGAAGAGGUUUUUCUACCUGAUGACUGUUUUAUCUUGGUCAAAUUGUCCCUGGAGCGAAUAAGGCUGCUGCGAUUAGAGGUGAACGCCGAGACUGUGCGUUACUCCAUCUGCAUGUCAAAGCUGCGGGUGAAGCCCGGAGAUAUCGCUGUGCACGGCGAAGCAGUGGUGUGCGUGUCACCGAGGGAAAACAACAAAAGCUCGAUGUACUAUGUGAUGCAGUCGCUGAAGGCAGAGCUUCCAAAGGUGGUGGUUCAGGGUAUACCUCAAGUGGCCCGGGCUGUCAUUCACAUCGAUGAGCAGAGCGGCAAGAACAAAUACAAAUUGCUGGUGGAGGGUGACAACCUACGAGCUGUCAUGGCAACCCAUGGCGUGAAUGGAAGCAGGACUACUUCCAAUAACACCUACGAGGUGGAGAAGACGUUGGGUAUUGAGGCGGCCAGGUCCACAAUCAUCAAUGAGAUUCAGUACACAAUGGUCAACCACGGGAUGAGUAUCGACCGGCGCCACGUUAUGCUUCUCGCUGACCUCAUGUCUUACAAGGGGGAGAUUCUUGGAAUCACUAGGUUCGGUUUGGCCAAAAUGAAGGAGAGCGUCCUUAUGCUGGCGUCCUUUGAGAAAACAGCCGACCACCUCUUUGAUGCCGCCUACUUCGGUCAGAAGGACUCUGUCUGCGGCGUGUCUGAGUGCAUCAUCAUGGGCAUUCCAAUGAAUAUCGGCACAGGCUUAUUUAAACUGCUGCACAAGACGGAAAGGGACCCUUCCCUGGCGAAAAGGCCACUGCUGUUUGACAAUCCCGACUUUCAUAUUCCUCUCUUCACGUAA
Molecule: messenger RNA, 4173 nt
Organism: Nerophis lumbriciformis (worm pipefish)
Lineage: Eukaryota; Metazoa; Chordata; Actinopteri; Syngnathiformes; Syngnathidae
Source: RefSeq, a predicted model, not a curated record